This is a messenger RNA of Trypanosoma cruzi, 3441 nucleotides long. Its product is annotated as permease-like protein, putative. The coding region runs from base 1 to 3441 and encodes 1146 amino acids. The transcript has a single exon. Gene Ontology annotation, cellular component: membrane. Lineage: Eukaryota; Euglenozoa; Kinetoplastea; Trypanosomatida; Trypanosomatidae. The record is from RefSeq and is a predicted model, not a curated record.
AUGCGGAAUGCACUUUAUGCGCCUUUUAAUGAUACCCAAAAUUCAUCCGAUACUUCCCGCCCUGACACACGGUUAAUACGGCAACAUCCAAACAAUUCUCGUCGUUUGCACGAUUCCCCGUCGGAGCCAUUUUUUUCUGGUUCCUUUCGGGAGAAGUCAGGGUUAUCAGGACGCGGUUUCUUUUCGCUAUGCGCCAUUCUACGUCUGAGUUGCCUCUACACAAUUUCGGAUCUAAUACACCGACCACGAAAUUGUUGUAUUGGUGUUCUGGCCGUUGUACUUCUUGUGCUCUUUUCUGGAGCUGUUUUGUUAGGCAUUUGGAAAGUUCCAUAUGUUCUUCUGCGUCUCGGAGAAUUAAGUGCGGGGGAGAUGGAUAUGGUCAUUAUGGGCGGAAGCGUUGACCUCCCGUUUAUUAACUACACCGACAUGGGCCCAAGACUUGAGCGUUCUCCCUAUGUAAAAGGUGCUACACCACGCUGGAUCUUUCGCGGCGAGGCCAGCAAGCAUAAAAAUGUAUUUACCAAUGACAAUGACAGCGUUUCUCCCUUGACGGAAGUGGCACGAGUAAAUGUUCUUCUCAUUGACAGUGAGCGAGAGCGUAAAAUCGGCAUCGGGAGGGACUGGGGACAUCGUAACACGGGAUUUUCGGAGGCGCAUGUAUUUUAUUCCCUUUUGGAUUAUCUGAAUGUUCGCCCAAACCUUGGGGAUCGUAUAAACAUUCAGUUCUCACCCAAACCUCUCCUCCAAGAUGACAUGCGUAGUGAAAAUGAAACGUUGUUUCGUAUAGAAAAACCCACCCCUCGUAGCGACGUGAACUCCAUUUUGCUUUACAAUUUUUUUCAAACGAACGGUAUUACCGAAAAGUCCAUCAGCGUUUGGGACGUUUUAAACUUUGAUAUUUCUGUGAGUGUUGUGGAUGGCAUUUAUAGUGCACGUGGGAAAUACCCCUCCGCUUUAGGGAACAUUGUGAUUGUGGACUACAAGCAACUUAUACCUGCCUUUGCCGAACAAAGUUGCUCUUUUGGUCCUCAAUCAUUUACACCCAAAAGGGGAAUUUUUUUACCCUCGACCAUGGAUAUGUUUGGUAUCCCCACCAUGCUCUCCCAGUUUAAUAUUUUGGAAAAGGUGCCUACCCUUGCGGUCACCAUGACAGAUCGAAGUAAUAUUUAUUAUUUGCCAACGGAAGAUCGAACAAAGGAAAUGGUGGAGCGAAGCAAUGUCAUUAUGCGUCAGGGAGUGGGUCUGGACUUCAACGGUACCGUAUAUUUCCCCUUGUCUGAGGCCAUGGACUCAUUUGAUAUGUUGAAGAUUAUACUUGUUUCUUCUCUCACAUGUUUUGUGAUUGGAAUUGUCGCACUUUGUGCUCUCUUGUUUUAUGCACUCUUAAACACAAAUGCGGAGGAACGUCGAUUUGAAUUUGCCAUGAUACGAGCCCAAGGCUUGAACAAGACUCAUCUUGUGAUACUUCUAUUGACACAAUCAUUGGCCUUUAUUAUUCCCGGUUUAGCCACUGGAGGAGCUUUUCUUGUGGGGCUCAAUGCCCUCAUUGAGUCUCUACUCUCCCGAUUCACGGCGGCAACACCUCGCAUUUUAUUCGUCCCGCUGAUACCAUUGUUUUUGUCUCUUGGAUUGGGCCUCGUCCUGCCACUUUUAACAGGUUGGGGUCUUCUCUCACGUGUCCUUGGAGGUAGUUUGCGUGAUGCCUUGGAUGUAUACCGUCAGGUGUCAAACGAAACGAAGGUUGUGAUGGUUAAGCUGGAGGAAAUGGGCAUUUCAACGUGGCAAUUGAUCCUUGGAGCAUUUCUUGUCGUGGCAGGGUUUAUUGUUUACUACUUGAUUCCAUUCAGCUUUAUCUUUGAAAACAUGAUGCUUUUGUUCCUACUAUUAAACCUUGUACUUGUCGUUAUGGUGGUGGGUAUAUGUUUUAUUGUGACUGUUGCAGAGCCGUACAUUCAGCUGGUGUUUCUUUGGUUAAUGGUGUGGGGAAAUGAAAAGCGACUAUUAACAAUUGUUAAGAAGAAUUUAUAUGAUCACCAAAGUCGUAAUGCAAAGGCCUUUAUGAUGGUGUUGAUUAGUGUUGGGACCAUUAUUUCCUCCGGUGUGAUGUUUGUGAUGUUGUCGAAUGCCUCUGAGGAUAUGACGCGUCUUACGAACGGUGCCGAUAUCAACAUUGCCUCUUCCGCAUUUGAUGUGCCUUUGGACGAGAGGGAAUUAAAUGCUUUUCUGGAGAAACGACGUGGUUUGUAUGUGGAACAGUGGGCAUAUCACAGCUUUCCACUUGACAAUUACCCUCAAAUGGUUCAUUCGUCGCGAAUAGGUACGAUUAUUGGAACACGUAACCCCAUGUGCAUUGUGGCGGUGUCUGAACAUUUCUUUAAUACUGUUUUUCCAGAAUACAUUAUGGAAGAAGCUAAAGACUCCCGCUACAGUUACAAACUUACAGUGGACGGUAAGUAUGAUUUGGUGAGAAGUAUGUACGAACGUAAACCUUUGCCUUCCGGUACAGUUGGUCAAAUCAUUGGAACAGGACUUCCAUUUGGUGUAGAAUUGCCAAAUAUAUUAAACAAGAAAACCUACAUUAUACCUGCCUUGGUGUCGUCUGCAGUUCGUGAUAGUAUGGGUACUGAAGUUGGAGGCAGCAUGAUAUUAGAAUACAAUUACCGCGUCUCAGAUACGAUUGUAACGACACGAUUUGGUAUUGAACCACGAGGCCUUAUGAGGCGUGUGUCAGGAUUUCCCGACAUCUCGCCUUUCCCUAACAAACUGAUCGACAGUGAGGUGCUGCUGCCACGGAGUUACUUCAAGACACUGGUGAAGCCCUGGGCCAUGGAUUUUGGGGAUAACGAGAAUUUUACAUUAGCACCAGGCACCGUGACGGAGGUUAGGCAAAAGAAACUAUUUGUACGGCUGCGAAAAAACAUUAGCACAAAACAACGUAUUACUUUUUUGAAUGAAAUUCAGGCACAUUUGGAUUUGACGUUUCACUCAGCAAGUGAUACACAUGAGAUGUUGAAGGAUUUGAGGGUUAUCCGUGAAUUUAUUAUGUACUUUUUUUAUUUUACCUCCGUUAUAUGCAUCUCCCUCUGUACAUUAAUGCUUUGGAUAACGUUUGUGGCCAAUGUGCGUUUGAAUUCUCGAACGUUUAUGGUAUUAAGAGCAGUGGGAUGCCGUAAAGGGCAAAUUGCGCGUAUUAUUCUUUAUGAGGCCCUCAGUAUUGUUCUUUCCGCCUUUUUACUUGGUGUGGUUGUGGGGGCGAUUGUGGGAGUAACGUUGGCACUUCAGCUUGUGGAGGUAAUGGUUUUGCCAUUUCGAUUUACUUUGCCUUACGAGUUAGUUUGUGUGCUCUUUGGUCUUAGCAUGAUUGCUGCGGUGGUUGGCUCCAUGCUUCCUUUCAGGACAAUUGCCAAUAAAUGCAUUAGUUCGGGGUUGAGGAGCCUGUAA